UCAGAGGAAUGGAGGCCAGUCUUUUCUGUCGGUUGUGAAUCCUCAACAACUGUCACAUUUCUGUGGGAAUUUGGACGAGCGCGACUGCGGCUAGUUGCUGAACACACUCCCAGUAGCAGAAUGGCCUCAGACUCUGUAGGUCAGACUCCUGGGUCAAAUAUCAUGAUCUUUCAUCCAACCAAGGAGGAGUUCAAAGACUUCAGCCGCUACGUUGCCUACAUGGAGUCACAGGGGGCUCACAGAGCCGGCAUGGCAAAGGUCAUCCCGCCUAAAGACUGGAAGGCCCGGCGUACUUACGAUGACAUCGAUGACCUGGUCAUUCCCGCUCCAAUACAGCAGGUGGUGACAGGCGAGUCUGGGCUCUUUACCCAGUACAACAUCCAGAAGAAACCCAUGAGUGUGCGGGAAUUCCGGCGGACCGCCAACACGGAUAAGUUUUGCAACCCCAGAUAUGUGGAAUUUGAAGAGCUGGAGAGAAAGUACUGGAGGAAUCUCACCUUUAACCCUCCAUUGUAUGGUGCAGACAUCAAUGGAACUCUCUACGAUCCAGACGUGAGCGAGUGGAACAUGGGGCAUCUGAACACCAUCCUGGAUUUGGUGGAGAAAGAUAGCGGGAUUAAGGUUAAAGGGGUGAUCACGCCAUUCCUCUACUUCGGCAUGUGGAAGAGCACGUUCGCAUGGCACACUGAAGACAUGGACCUCUACAGCGUCAACUACCUGCACUUCGGAGAACCCAAGUCCUGGUAUGUUGUGCCCCCAGAACAUGGGAAGAGAUUGGAACGCCUUGCUAAAGGAUUUUUUCCUGGAAGUGCCCAAAGUUGUGAAGCUUUCUUACGGCACAAAAUGACAUUGAUUUCCCCGUCGAUCCUGAGGAAGUACGGCAUCCCUCUCGAGAAGGUCACACAGGAAGCAGGUGAGUUCAUCGUGACCUUCCCGUUUGCGUACCAUGCUGGCUUCAACCACGGCUUCAACUGCGCCGAGUCCACAAACUUCGCUACACAGCGCUGGAUUGACUACGGCAAGCAGGCCGCAUUAUGUUCCUGCCGUAAGGACAUGGUGAAGAUCUCCAUGGAUGUUUUUGUGCGCAAGUUCCAGCCGGAACGCUACAAGCUGUGGAAGGCAGGGAAGGACAACGCCCCCAUCGACCACUCCAAAGUCACUCUGGAGGUGGCCGAGCUCCUAACGGAUGAGAAGGUGCAGGCAGAGGAGAGAGGAGAGCUCAGUAACUGGACCGAAACCAUCAGUCAGGCAGAGGAGGGAUCAGAAAGACCGGCAGAACAGGGGGGUGGAGAGAGAGCGGCUGAACGGGAGGGUGGAGAGAGAGCAGUGACAGAGACAGAAAAGACAGAUAAUGAGACAGGAGAGACACAGAUGAUCACAGCAAAUGCAGAUAGAGGAGAGACACCAACAGAGAAGACAGAGAGUGGAGAGAGAGAGACAGAAAACACAGAGUGUGAAGACAGAGAGACAGAAAACACAAGUGAGAGCUCGGAAGGACGGACUGAGAAAGAAGACAAAGGAAGCAGAGAGGUGGAGGAAGACAGUGGAAGAGCAGAGAAGGACACAGCAGACAAGGACACGACAGACAAGGACACGACAGACAAGGACACGACAGACAAGGACACGACAGACAAGGACACAGCAGAGAAGGACACGACAGACAAGGACACGACAGACAAGGACACGGCAGACAAGGACACGGCAGACAAGGACACGGCAGACAAGGACACGGCAGACAAGGACACGGCAGACAAGGACACGACAGACAAGGACACGACAGACAAGGACACGACAGACAAGGACACGACAGACAAGGACACGACAGACAAGGACACGACAGACAAGGACACGACAGACAAGGACACGGCAGAGAAGGACACGGCAGACAAGGACACGGCAGACAAGGACACGGCAGAGAUGGACACGGCAGACAAGGACACGGCAGAGAUGGACACGGCAGACAAGGACACGACGGACACGGCAGACAAGGACACGGCGGACAAGGACACGACGGACACGGCAGACAAGGACACGGCAGACAAGGACACGGCAGACAAGGACACGGCAGAGAUGGACACGGCAGACAAGGACACGGCAGACAAGGCCACGACAGACAAGGCCACAGCAGAGAUGGACACGACAGAGAUGGACACGACAGAGAUGGACACGACAGAGAUGGACACGACAGAGAAGGACACGACAGAGAAGGACACGACAGAGAAGGACACGACAGAGAAGGCCACGGCAGACAAGGCCACGGCAGACAAGGCCACGGCAGACAAGGCCACGGCAGACAAGGCCACGGCAGAGAAGGCCACGGCAGAGAAGGCCACGGCAGAGAAGGCCACGGCAGAGAAGGCCACGGCAGAGAAGGCCACGGCAGAGAUGGCCACGGCAGACAAGGCCACGGCAGAGAAGGCCACGGCAGAGAAGGCCACGACAGACAAGGCCACGGCAGACAAGGCCACGGCAGAGAAGGCCACGGCAGAGAAGGCCACGGCAGAGAUGGCCACGGCAGAGAAGGCCACGGCAGAGAUGGCCACGACAGAGAAGGCCACGACAGAGAAGGCCACGACAGAGAAGGACACGACAGAGAAGGACACGACAGAGAAGGACACGACAGAGAAGGCCACGGCAGACAAGGCCACGACAGAGAAGGCCACGGCAGAGAAGGCCACGGCAGAGAAGGCCACGGCAGAGAAGGCCACGGCAGAGAUGGCCACGACAGAGAAGGCCACGACAGACAAGGACACGACAGAGAUGGAGCCUUGCAAAAAGACACACAGUGAGACACACGGGGAAGAGAUGAACUCUGAAACAACACACACACAGAGGAGAGAAGGAGAGCCAGAGCAGACUGACAUGGACAGCAGGGAGAUAAAGACAGAAAAAGAAGAGAUAGAUAGAGGACAGUUGGAGAGAGAAAAUGGAGAGAAACCGAGAGAAAAGAUUGAAACGCUAAUAACUGAGACUGCAAGAGUGGAGAAUGAGACCAAAGAGCAAGAGAUGGAAAGAGCAGAGUGGAAGACACAAGGGGAGACAGGCGGAGAGAUUGGGAUGGACAGAGGAGAAACUGGAGAUGAAAAAGAGAGAGGUGCAGGAGAAAUGGAAGAGGACGGCUCUGAGAACGGAGAGACGGAGAAAGUAGAGGCAGCUAGAGGUGAGACAGAGAGAGAGAUGGCAGAAACCCCGAGAGGAGAGACAGACCUCGAAACGGGGAUGCUGGGGAGAGAAAGAAACGAGAGUGGAGGAGAAGGAGCAGUAGCGGAGGCCGAGGAGGAAAGAGGGGGGCGGAGAGAGGCGUUGGAGGCAGGAGACAUGCAGGGUGGAGGGGUGGACACGGAAGAGGGCGAGAAAGAGGGAGGAGGGGCCGGCAUCGAAGACGGAGAGAUGGAGAGAGGAGAGGUGACCGCCGAGGCCGUGGAUGCGAGAGAGUGUGAGGAGGAGGAGGAGGAUACGCACUCCGCUGAGGAAGAAAGAAGCGGCUCACCACUGCAGGACGAGAGCAGCGAGUGUAAGCAGCAGGUGGCAGUUAAGCGACCAAGGGACACCAGUGCUGGUUCUGGUGCUGGUUUUGCAGAAGCUGAGGAGCAGGUCCAGCAGAAGAGAGCUCGGUUCAGCCAGCCUGACCCUAGAGAAGUGGAGGGGUGUGUGGGUCCAGCAGACCCAGAUGGGCAGGAGGGUGAGGACAGCAUGGAAACAGACAGAACUCCAGACCAUCCAAAGACUCCUUCCUGUUUGUCAGACAAGCCCCCAGUCUCCAGCCCUGCCCCCAUCAUAGACACUCCGCCCUCACAGAGCCGUGACCUCACUCCUUCUGCAACCAGUGAUGUCAUGCAGCCUGGUGACAUCACAGAUAAGACAAGCACAUCUGCGUCUACGUUCAGUGAUGUCACUGCUUCUUCCCAGCCUGCUAGUGUCACCACUCGGAGGAGUGACAUAACUUCUCAGUCAAAUUAUAUUACCUCUCAGUUGAGUGAGAUCACCUCUCAACUGCCGGAUGUCAUUACUCAGCCGAGUCAGAAUAACAUCACCUCUCUGUCGAGUGACAUCGUCUCUCGGCCAGUUGACAUCACAUCUCAGUCACACAAAUUCACUCCGUGCCAUGACCUCAAAACUAAACCCAGUAGUGUCACUAAUCUUCCUGGUGACAUCACUCCUCCGUGGUGCGCCCUCACCAACAAACCUAGUAAAAUCACUGCUAAACUUCAUUCUAAUGACAUUACCACCAAGCCCAAUGCAAAUGACUUCAGCAUUCGAGCUAAGCCUACCCAUAGCACUCGGCACCAUGGUGACAUCACACCCAAGCCCUGCAAAACCAGCCCUAAGUUUGAGCUUAAAUCCAGGGAGAGUAUUGGCACUCGCGCUCCACCAGAGGCCAUCGGCGAGCACAGAGCCAACUCCAGUGUGAACCCAGCCCAGCGUCUCUUCCAGAGAACUUUGAGUCCGGCCGAGGUUCUGCACGUCCACAGCUAUGCCAAAGGAGACUACAGUGACCCAGAACCGCACAGCAGGGGGGCAAGAGACAGUGACUCAGACACAGAGACGCAUAGCGACUCCCAGCAGGGGGCAGAAGAGGGCUGUGAAGAUGCCCUGAACAGCCUGGUGAAGCUGCCCAGACACCAUCCUCUGAUGAAGGAUGGCAUCAGUGAUGAGGAACUCCAAGACCAGGCUCUGAUUGACGAGGAAGGGUUAGAGGGUGAAUCCUGGGCAAAACGUCUGGCCCUGCUGUGGCAGAACAGGCCGUAUAAUGAAGAAAGAGAGAGGGAGUACAACAGAGAGAUGGGUCUCCAGUCACCCUACUGCGCCGUCUGCAUGCUGUUCCAGGCCCACCAGCGGUCUGAAGGUGGCGACAGGGAGCCAGCUCCCAUCCAGGCAGGGGGGCAAGUAAGGACAAAGCCACUGAUCCCAGAGGUGUGUUUCACCACCACGACAGAGGACAGCGCCGAGCUGCACCUGUCCACACCCCACCUGGAGCAGGAUGGAACCAGCGUGCUCAUCAGCUGUGCCCAGUGCUGUGUGCGGGUACACACCAGCUGCUAUGGUGUGGCACCUGAGAGAGUCACCAAAGACUGGAGAUGUGCCCGCUGUGUGGCCAACGCCUUGACCGAGAGCUGUUGUCUGUGCUCGUUAAGGGGUGGUGCCUUACACAGAGCCAACAAUGACAAGUGGGUGCAUGUCCUGUGUGCAGUAGCCAUAUUGGAGGCGCGCUUUGUGAAUGUCACGGAGAGAUCUCCUAUAGACCUGAGUGGCAUUCCCCUACAGAGAUUCAGACUGAAAUGUUACUACUGUAAGAGAAGGAUGAAGAGGACAUGGGGCUGCUGUGUGCAGUGCUCCCACGGCCGCUGUCCCACCUCCUACCACCCUACCUGCGCACAGGUUGCCGGCGUGCUCAUGCACCCGGACGACUGGCCCUUCGUCGUCUACGUCACCUGCUGUCGUCACAAAGGGCCCAGCCAGUCGGAGAGGAAUAAGGAGUCCAUGCGGGACUUGAGCGUGGGCCAGAAAGUGAUCUGCAAGCACAAAAACGGCCGCUACUAUCAGUGUGAUGUGGUCCAGCUGUCCAAGGAGACGUUUUACGAGGUCAACUUUGACGAUGGCUCCUUCAGUGACAAUCUCUUCCCUGAGGACAUUGUGGGUCGUGACUGCAGCCAGCUGGGUCCUCCACCCCCCGGGGACGUAGUGCAGGUGCGGUGGACCGACGGCCUCAUCUACGGAGCAAAGUUUGUGGCGUCUCACGUCAUCCAAAUGUAUCAGGUGGAGUUUGAGGAUGGCUCGCAGCUGACCGCCAAGCGAGACGACGUCUACACGCUGGACGAGGAACUGCCUAAGCGGGUGAAGUCCAGACUGUCCAAGGCGUCCGACAUGCGUUUCGAUGGGAUGUUCGGGGAGAAGAAGGAACAGCUCAGCAAGAGACAACGUGUGAUCAACCCCAAGUACAGAGGAGACUACAUCGAGCCUGUCAUCUACAGAGCCAUCAUGGAGUAGCUACACAUACACACACGCAUGUCCCAUGACAUUUCCCCCACGACAUGAAGAAAUGGGAGGUGUAAGAACAGAUGUUUUCUGUUUCUCUGUGUGAACUUCUACGAGAUCUGUUUUUAUUCUGUAUUUUUUUAAACACGCUUUUAACUGGUCUAAUAGUGUUGCCGUCUCCCCGAGGCCUGAGCAGUUGGCUGUGGUCUUUCUGGAGGUGUCUCUUCUCAGAUACGUACGUGAUUUAUACACUCACAGGAAAAAAGGCACUUGUGUACAGAGUUUCUGGUAAACUGUACCUGGAAAGCAUUAAGCACAGGGGUUUGUAUUAAUUUGAUAAACAAUUUUCUAUCUACAUUUCAAUACAUUUUUAACGCCGCAUUAAUUUAUUUUCCUCGUGUUCAGGGUGCUAUUCCUGCCCGUGUUUUCCAGAACAGAGGAACGACUGUUGUUUUAUUAACACGGAUGCGUCUUUCUGACGGGAUCUUCACUGUCAUCGAAUCCUAUCCGUGCAUUCCUGAUUAUUGUAGAUUAUUCGGAACAUAAUUAAUUUAGCAUUUACAUUUCUGGAGGUUUGUUCUGGGUUUUUUUUUUUGGUUUGUUUUUUUAACCAGCCUAUUUAUUAGACAGUGCUUUAUGACAGUAGCCUUUGCAAUAGUGUGAAUUCCUGCACCCUCUGGGAUCUGGGUGGGUUGUGUCCCUUCCGUGUUGACAGAGACGUCCAUGCGGAGACAGACCUGCUGUGAAAUGCCACGGAUUGCCUGAAGUUCUCCUGACCUCUCACACGCGUUUACUUUCUUUUUAAAAAAAAAAGCAACUUAUUGCAUUCGCAAUCUUAUCAGAUCUCUUAUUAUGCUUUAAAAUAAGCUAUUUUUGCACUUCCAAGCUGAACUGUUAAUGGAUUUUCGCACACCCCGCCCUGCCCCACACCCCAUAUCCCCUGAAACAGCCUCGGUCGUGAAGGUUACGGAGUCGGUUGGAUGCCUUUUGCCUGCCCGUGUGUGACGUCUAGGCUGACAGGGCCCUGUUGUUGACAUCUCUGGGAGAUUUACACCCCUCGCGCUCAGAGAGGAACAGACCUCUAAUGCCACUUUGGAAAGAAAUGACUUGUAAACGGGAUUUUUUAAAUUGUUAUUAAAAAGCAUAUUUGAUUGCGUUGUUUUAUAAUAAGUGUUUUAAUGUUUAUAUACUGUGAGAGUUGUAUGUAGUUAAUUUAAUGCCACUGUGGCAGCCUCCUGGCCGCCAGCUUUUCUUCCAGAAGCGUCUCCGCUUGUCUCUGCUCGUCUCUGCUCGUCUCUGCUUGUCUCUGCUCGUCUCCGUGUGUCUCACCUGCUCUUCGUGUAUGCAGAGGCUCCAGCACUUCCAUUCAUGUCUUUUGUAAAGAUCUUCAGUGUGUCAGUAAAAGAUGAGAUGUGAGCCUA
This is a messenger RNA of Electrophorus electricus (electric eel), 7397 nucleotides long. It is a transcript of the gene kdm4aa, whose product is annotated as lysine (K)-specific demethylase 4A, genome duplicate a. Gene Ontology annotation, molecular function: histone H3K9 demethylase activity; histone H3K36 demethylase activity. Gene Ontology annotation, cellular component: nucleus; chromatin. The record is from RefSeq and is a predicted model, not a curated record. Gene Ontology annotation, biological process: regulation of gene expression; chromatin remodeling. NCBI's taxonomy places the organism in Eukaryota, Metazoa, Chordata, Actinopteri, Gymnotiformes, Gymnotidae.